CCAAGAUUCAACCUGUGUUUGGAAUCUCUAACAAACCAACAAUUGCACAACGCAACAUUCAGCGUAUUUGUCAGACCAAGGCAGCCGCCAACUAUGCUGCCCAAUAUCAGCAGUUCUGCUGAUAUUGAUGUACUUUUUGGCCAUUUGGCGCAAUGGGGCUCUGCAUUGUUACAAUAGAGCUUCUUGGCCAAAAAGAGAAGGAUGAGAAGCAGGAGAUUGCUCAGAAAGCCAACAAGAAGCAAGCACAGGCUGAAGCUAGAGAGGUCAAGGAGAAGGAAGCUCAGGAGAAGUGUGAAAGGCAGGCUCAGGAGAAGGUAGAGAGAGCUGAGAGGAGGGCUGAAGAAGCGGCUGAAAAACAGGCUUGUCAAGAAGCUUGUGUGGCAGCUUGCAACUCUAAAAAAGCUCCACAAUUGGCCUGAAGCAGUAAUAAGAGAGCUUCACAAGCUCAGAAGCCUGCUCCAAAGCGUGUGAGGUGGGCGGUAGA
Messenger RNA from Macroventuria anomochaeta, 484 nucleotides. RefSeq lists its product as uncharacterized. The record is from RefSeq and is a predicted model, not a curated record. NCBI's taxonomy places the organism in Eukaryota, Fungi, Ascomycota, Dothideomycetes, Pleosporales, Didymellaceae. The coding region runs from base 153 to 419 and encodes 88 amino acids. The transcript has a single exon.